Cutaneotrichosporon cavernicola is the source of this 1647-nucleotide messenger RNA. RefSeq lists its product as uncharacterized. The record is from RefSeq and is a predicted model, not a curated record. The transcript has 5 exons. Gene Ontology annotation, biological process: proteolysis. Gene Ontology annotation, molecular function: manganese ion binding; metalloaminopeptidase activity. Lineage: Eukaryota; Fungi; Basidiomycota; Tremellomycetes; Trichosporonales; Trichosporonaceae. The coding region runs from base 1 to 1647 and encodes 548 amino acids.
AUGACUGUCGACAGGCCUACAAAGUUUCCCGCUCGCGCACACGCUAGCAAGCUCGUCUCUGAGCUCGUCAAGCUCAUGCCCGAGGCUGAGCGCAAUGGUAACCACGCCAUCUUCGUCCAGGGCCACCCCACAUCGUGCCGCGACGACACGGACCGCGAGCUUCCCUUCCACCAGGAGGCCAACUUCAACUUCUUGACCGGCGCGUACGAUGUCCACACUGCCUCGGUCCUCGUGACCUUCAACGGCUCCGACAUUCAGCACACUCUGUUCGUCCCACCCGCGGACCCGCUCGAGACGAUGUGGUCGAUCCCUCCUCCGACCCUCGAGGACGCCGCCGUGCGCUUCGACGCCGGUGCGAUCCGCAGUACCACCGAGCUCGAGGCUCAGCUCGCCCAGCUCGGCGAUGCGACCAUCCACACCCUCCCCGUGACUCACGAGUUCCCUCCCCUUCCCUCCUCUGUGCUUGACGCCUUCAAGAAGCAGAAGCACUCCACCGAGCACCUGCGCCGCGCGUUCCACCUCACCCGCCUCACCAAGACAGCUGAGGAGCUCGAGCUCAUGCGCAAGGCCAACGGCAUCACUUCCGGCGCCCACGAAGUCCUCAUGCGCGAGCUUGGGCGGUACGCUGCCAAGCGUGCCAAGGCCACCGUGACUGCUACCAAGGAACGGACUGGCUUCGAGGGUAUGACCCAAUGGGAGGUCGAGAGCGAGCAGGACGCCGAGGCGCUCUUCGUCGCCACCUGCCGUCGCAUGGGCGCCGAGAUGGCGUACCUGCCCAUUGUUGCUUCGGGGUCUCACGCGUCGACUCUUCACUAUGUCUGCAACGACCGCCUCUUUCCCUCGACCGCCUCUCCCCGCGCGCCGGGCGACACGUCGUUCACCCCCCGCCGCCUGGCGCGUGGGUGCUGUGGUGACGUUCCCGAGCACGACCACGCCACCUCGACCAAGUCGCUGCACACUUCCGCGUUUGAGCCCCAGGUGCUCCUCAUCGACGCCGGCUGUGAGGUCGAGGGCUACGCGUCUGACGUGACGCGCACGAUCCCUGUCGGCAACGGUGGCAAGUUCACGCCCAAGGCCGCCCAUAUCUACGACAUUGUUCUCCGCAUGAUGAAGGAGGCGGAGGAGCGCACGCGUGUCGGCGUGCACUGGGACGACAUCCACCUGCACACACACAAGGUGCUUAUCGACGAGUUCAUCAAGCUCGGCAUCUUCAAGGGUACCGCCGAGGAGAUGCUCCAGAGUGGUCUGUCUGCCGCCUUCUACCCCCACGGCCUUGGCCACUCGAUCGGUCUCGACGUCCACGACUCGCUGCAGUACCUGCGUGAGGUCAAGCUCGACGUCCCGGCCAGCUCUGCCGCGGUGCCGGCCAAGCUCUUCACCUACCUCCGCAUUCGCCAGCCCCUGCAAGCCGGCAUGGUGCUCACCAUUGAGCCUGGAUGCUACUUCCCACCCCAGCUGCUCGACAUGCACGGCGUGUGGGAGAGCCCGCUCGUCGACCACGAGGUCCUCAAGACCUACCUCCCCGUCGGCGGUGUGCGUCUCGAGGACUCGGUGGUUGUGCGCGACAACGGUGAGCCUUGCGAGAACAUCACUCCCGUUGGCCGCGAGCGUGCGUGGGUCGAGGCGCGUGCCAGCGGCCUCGAGUAG